This is a messenger RNA of Vicia villosa (hairy vetch), 1904 nucleotides long. RefSeq lists its product as uncharacterized. Lineage: Eukaryota; Viridiplantae; Streptophyta; Magnoliopsida; Fabales; Fabaceae. The coding region runs from base 882 to 1736 and encodes 284 amino acids. The record is from RefSeq and is a predicted model, not a curated record. The transcript is spliced from 6 exons.
UACAAUGUCUAAUUUAUUAAUAUUCAAUAUUUUAUGUAAGUUAUUGUCUCUUAAAUGGAUGCAUUUAAUGGUGCGUUAGUUGGUUUAGUGGUGAUUGACGCUAGACUUGGUAGGUCGAACCACGGUUCGAUCCCUCUCAACUGCGAUCAGGAGGGAGCUGGAACCACUUGAUGCCAGAACUGAUCCCCGAACCGGAUUAAACCAGUGGUGUUAAAUAAAAAAAAAUGGAUGCAUGAUGGUGAAUUCAAUGGAGUGCGCAGAUUAAGUAGAUAGUGAAGCCAUUGAAUUUAGCAAGAGAGACUAGCUAGGUUGAUAUUCAGCAUCGGAGGAGGAUGUAGAAAUAGUGGAUUGUUUCUUAGAUUUUCAGGAAAUGAGAGCAGGGCCAAGAAAUACACAAUAACCGUUGAUGGGUUUUCAUCUUCGAGUGUCCAAACAACACUCGCAUUUGGAAACCGCAAAACCAAAUAGACAUAGGGAAAUGGAUGCAGGAAACAAUAAACCUUUACCUUGAGAUGCUUUAUGUACCUGGGCUCAUGAGUUGCAGCAUGAAAAUGAGAUCCAAGAGGCUUGGAAACAUGGUGGGUGACUUGUUGAGCGGAGAAAGCAAUGUCAGGCAGUGUAUGAUUGAGGUAGAUAAUGUUUCCAACAGAGUUGGUGCGUUGCAGUGGUAAUCCUCCAAGUAACCAGGUCUUUUAAUAAUUCCAGUGGAAUGCCCUGUGGGAUGAACAAUGGAAAGAGAAGGAACACGUGGGGAAGGCGAAGGUGAGGAUAAAGUAGGUGCAGUAGGAAGGCCAGAAGAAGAGGUAAAAGGGACUGAUGCAACAUGAUCAGUGGUUGGAGCAGCAGGAACACGAGUUAGUUAAAUACAAGAGUGAUAGUAUAUGGCACCACUAUGGAGGGAAGGUUUGGCUCCAGAGCAUGUUAUAGAGCUGGGGGAAUUGGAUCCUGAUCUGAUACCACCAGGGUGGGAAGCUCUGGUGCUAGAGCUUGAAAGGGAGCCAGAGGAAUCCAAUGUAGCAUCAAUCGGGGGGGCAGAUUUGGCUCCACAGCAUGGUAUAGAGCAGGGGGAAUUUGAUCCUGAUGAUCUGAGGGCGUUCUGGCGCUGGCAGAGGCAGAACAUACCAGCCGGAAAUGAGAGACUCAUAAGACGUGCUCAGGCAAGUGGAAGAAUUAUUGGAGUUGAACAAAGUGAUUCUACCCGGAAGUCUUUUAUGGCUUAUGCAACUGAGAGUCUGCGAAAUCUUCCUUCAAAACAACUUAAGACUUACCUAGGGAUAUUCAGUGUCACCCUCUGUGGCCUCACAAAAACCUCUACCAAUCAAUUUGAUCCCUUCAAAGUUAUAAAAUCCAGAUACACCCCUGAGGAAGCAUUUCGUGCCUACUACCCAGAAGUGGUACAUAUGACAAUGUUUAUAAUAAGCUUUAUUAUAAUAUUUAUCAUGGUUUUACCGCUGCGACUCAGAUUCCAAAUAUUGACGGGGAUGCUAUUGACUGUUUCAACGGUCUUUUAUUUGGCCAUGCUGUGGCUAAAUGCUUCAGCUUCAGGAGUUUACGUGGCUUGCGGCAGCUUAUUCAAGCUGCCUCUGAUUUGGUUUGCAACUUUAGAAGCUGUUGGGCUUUCUCUUGCUACGGGGCUUGUGAUAUUGCCAAUUGCUUACUUUGGAUGGAAGUACAUACAUAAAGGGAACCCAAGAGCCGUGGGAGUUAGUUUUGACGGAUUCAUGUCUUUACUUUAGUUUGGGAUGAAGGAGUGACUUUUAGAGUGAGUGAUUUCACCGUGAUUAAUUGCCAUCAUCAUAUAAACUAUAAACUAGUGUGAUACCCGUCCGCACGGAUACCCCGUUCUGACAUGUUUAUUUGGUUCAAUAUUGUAUUUUUUUUAUAGCAAAAACAUAUUUUGAUCA